Messenger RNA from Mizuhopecten yessoensis (Yesso scallop), 2847 nucleotides. RefSeq lists its product as uncharacterized. Bases 253 to 1656 code for a protein of 467 amino acids. The transcript has 2 exons. NCBI's taxonomy places the organism in Eukaryota, Metazoa, Mollusca, Bivalvia, Pectinida, Pectinidae. The record is from RefSeq and is a predicted model, not a curated record.
UCAGUACAUUUACCCCUAGACCUCAGUACGUGUAUAAUGUAUACAUAUGUACCGUAGUGACAUAGUCAAAAGACCAAAUCAAUGCCUACACAUCGACACUUAGCGUUUACAGGCCGACGGUAUUCUAAGUUUUCCGUACUUCUGUAGUACCACACGGAGGAUACCCAUGGACAUAUAACUGCUUCCCCAUCAAAAUGGCUGUACAGACUGAAGUCUUUGUCUGUGGGAUAGGGCCAUCUUCCCAUCGUGACUAUGAAGAAACCGCCUGCCUCAGACAACAAGGAAAAUGCUCAUAAACCAGACACAAAGAGUAGCGGUAACGACAGGAAGAAAUCAGAAGCUAGUUCUCCCGACUCUAAACGGCAGUGCAUAACAGAAAUUGUCUAUAAGGAUGUUUACCUGAUGGACAGGACAGGUGGACGAUUCGACAAGAACCUUCUGGCCAACAGUCUGACGGCCAAACUGAAACAAAACAUUCCAGGCGAGUUUACGACAAAGACACAGUUGAUGCACAAACUCCGUCGGGAAAGUUUGAAAGAUUAUGUUCACUUAGAAAAUCUCAACAAGAAAUACGAUAGCGAAAUGCAGGUGCAAACAAAUCGCCUUGACAACGAGAGCAAUCUUUUGCUUCGUAGACAUGACAAAAUGCGGAAACAAAGUGAAUACCAAAGGAAAAACCAAGAAAAGAUUCGAUCUCAAAUUAGGAAUCCUUCUAUGAAACAGCCUAAUGCUGCGUCAUCUGUGUUUCCUCAAAUCAAAUAUUUUUCCCAGGCGCAUGCGGCUUCCCAACCUCCAGAUGCCGCCACUGUUGAGGUACAUCCGUCACACCAGUUAGAAAACGCGGCAGCAUUUCCGUCAUUUUCGGUCGACACACAUGAUCCGACCAAUGUGAAAGUUUUCAAAUAUCAAGGGAUAUUUCAACCACAGAACAAAUAUUCUAGCAGACGGAACAGUCAGAGAUCGUCUGCCUCUGGUGGGAUACUAAAGAGAGAUAUGAACACUCCAGAGUAUGAAAUCCUCACCCUCUCUUUAGAGGACGGUAGCGAGAGUAGAGCGUCAAAUAAGAAUCGAAAUGACAAGAAGAGAAAAGGACUCCGUGUGACCUGGAGUGGGGUAGAAAGAGAGUUUGAAAGGGGUCGGGUUAAUCAUGAGGACACAGUGUCCAAUGACAAUGAACUCCGCGGUGAUGGGGGUGCGUCUACACCCAGUACCACCAAAAGUGCAAGCAGUGGUUAUGGAUUACAUUAUCGGCAAAACAAGCGAAAUAAAAUCGAAAACAUUGGGAUAAAGUGGAAGCUACCACAAGGAUCAAAACAAUCCACCCGAGCUGUGAAAUCAGCCACUGCCGCUUAUGCCACAAACUCCCGUUCUAAAAAUCUGAUGCCAGUGUCGGGUGGCCUUCACCAGACUGGAAUGUCUGUGACUCGCACGAGAUGGCACGUGCCAUCGGCGCCUCCCCUAUCAUCGUAUGAUCUUUACAGGGAGUGGCUACAUAAACUCGACAAACUAAAAUCACCUAUGGAACCCAAGCAGUUUUUAAGGGAAGUGCCUGCUAUGGACCAAAAGAUGGACAGCUGUAGUCGUGGUUACACUCUUCCUGCCAAUAUCUCAGAGCAAAUGAACUUGUCGAUAUACGCUGAGUCUAACGUAGUGUAGACUUUGUGAACAUGUAACUUCCGGGUAUUGGAUUAAGGAAUUUCUCCUCUGUGAUACCUAUUUAUCGUGAUAGGCACAUUAUGGUUCUAGGGUAUGAAAUGAAAUAACAUUUUUUGUAAUAUUUUAACACAAAUGCUGUUUUACAAUAUUGUUUCCAUUUGUUUCAAAGCCUAGCUACUGUCACGACUAGUUAACGCUUAUUUAUUUGUAUUUUAGUUUAUUUUCAAUAUUAUUGAUAUUCAUAAAUGUAAGCUGAUGAUUACAAAUUAAAAAUGCUAAAUUUGUCAAAUACAUACAACAAAGUAAACUACAUAUGUCAUGAACAAAUAGCUACUCAUCUCAAAUAUAUACGUCAAAAUCAGCUACCGUUUCAUAAAGUAAUUACGUAUGAUAGCAUAUGUCCCAAAAUGUAACUACUUAUGUACCAAACCAAGUAACCUACCAUUGUUAAAUAAAUACAACAAGUCAAUCUGCUGAUGUCAAAUAUAUGCAACAAAGUUAGCCUCAAUGUCUGACAUACAGAACAACGAAAUCUUCAUAUGUAAAAUGUCUUACGUUUCCCCCCAAGUGAAACGUUUGCUUUCAUAGGACGUAAUAUGUGUGCGUUUUAUCAUAGCCGUAAGGACAAGGGUAUAGAGGAACACCAAUAGGUGUCAAACAUUUUCACCAGACACAGUCAAAGACAUAUGUAGAUAUGACGAAUUAUGAAAUAUCUUAACAUGGGAAAAUAUCUGUACUUUCUCAUCUAAAAUUUAAAACAUCGAUCGAGGACAGCAUACCAUUUCAUAUUGUAUUUUGUUUAUAAGGAUUCUCUAACUUAUUUAUAAAAUAGUAAUGAAAAUGAUGUCUUUAUCUAUGUAAACCAGAAUGUUUUUUAACUAAUUUUUUCCAAUGAUGUGUUAGAGAGACCGAUAACAUGUCAUACAAGUUUGCAAUAUUGCUACGGCCGUCUUGAUUGGCUGAUCUGAAUUCGUAUCGUAUUGAAAAUAAUGUAACUGUGUAUAUAAUUAUGUAUGUAACAUUAAAUGAAAACAGGAUUUAAUGAUGUUUUGCAUAAAUUAAGUCUAUUGAAUAUAAACGUAUAUAAAGGGCGAUACCGGUCCUUUAAUUGAAGGUAAUUGGAAGUCUUAAUGUUAUAUAUAGUUAACGCUGGAACAUGAAAAUAAUGAAAUAAACAUAAUGUUUAUUUGU